This is a messenger RNA of Durusdinium trenchii, 2838 nucleotides long. The record is from the annotation of a GenBank genome assembly. Lineage: Eukaryota; Dinophyceae; Suessiales; Symbiodiniaceae.
AUGGCUGACAAGGCAGGCGGAUUCUUCAGCCGUGAGCAACCAGAGCGAGUGGUUGCCAGUGGCACGGAGGUCCGGACCGUUCCGUCCGCGCUCUAUCCCACCAUCGCCUCUGCCGUGCCGACCAGCCGUGGUGAGCAUCCCAUCUUGGCCGUGGAACUUGGGUUCGGACGAGACGACAUCAAUGCCAUGGGCCGCAAGCGCGCAGCAGCCGAGUCCGCGCCCUCCGCGCCCGGAGCGACCGCCGCCGAGCGAAGGGGCCAGAUGGCGGAGGUUUGGUGCUUCGGGCUGGAGGCAUUGAGCAGCAACUGCUGCGCACGCCUGGCGCAGUGCUCCAAAGGCUUUUACGUGGCAGUGCGGGACGCGGUCGCCGAGCGGAUCACCUUGAGCUUGGCCGAUGGGUGCUUGCAGGCGGAUUUGGCGUCUCACCAGCUGCACAAUCCGAUCUUAGCUUUGAGCCAUUUGGAGUCCCUGGCGCAUUCUCAGUUCCUGUUUGGAGGCUUGCGAGGCCUGCUGCGUUCCAUGGUGGAGGAUCGUCCAGAAGCAGCGAUCUGUCUCCUGGAAUCCCCACCCAGCACCGACGCCCUGUGCGACCUGCUGUUCUCGCAGCUGGCGGGCGGCCGCGCGGAGCUGGCCUCGGCUUGGGCGCGGCUGGCAGCGUUGCUUUAUCACUAUCGGACCUGGCUUCCCAGCGUUUUGGCGCUCCUCCUUCGAGCGUCCCCGCGCAGCAGCCGAGUGCUGGCGAAGGGCGCUAGUGGAGAGCUGGGGCAGCUCCUACAUGGUUUGCCACAGGUGGGGCGACCAGGGAAACCCGGCAGGCUCGAGGUUCCGAAGUAUUUCCUGGCGAUCCUGGAGCCCAAUCAAUACCAGGCAGACUCGCAUGUAAUGCCUAGGGCUUCAGAAGGCAAGAGCCUUGCCGUGGGCAAGCUGAAUGUCACCAAGUUGCCUCAUGGCUUCGGCCCGUCGUUCGCGGGGUUGGAACCGAAGGGGCCCGAUGCCGAGUUGGGGUUGGAAGGCGAUGCCCAGUACACCUAUGGGACGGCCCACACCAAUGGGACGACGUGUCAACUGCUGGAACGCCUGGUCUUCCCACCGGCGAACGCCAGCUUGCUGCUUCACCUGUCGCUGCCUAUGGAUGGUGCGACAUGUGCGAUGGAUGCAGCACAGUCCAAGAGCUUCCUGCAGAAUCUGAAGGCGUUGGAGGACGUCAUCGUCAUUGAGGCACAGAAGCCACUUGGCCGAGACGGAUGUCAGUUCGUACUACGUGCUCCUGGCCGAAGGCCUCUGAAGGCCGGCGGCGUCGCUGCCGUGGCGCUCCAUGGAGUGAUGGAGUCGUGGUGCUGGCGCCAGUCGCUGGAGUCGUGGAAGUCGCUGGAGAGGAACAGCUCAGAUUCAGCGAAGCCGCUGGCUGAAGCCUUGGAUCCGAAGAUCUCCGAAGCCUCCGUGCCAUGCCAAGGCUGCGUGGCCUCGGACAGGCUAGCUGUGGCCUGUGCUAAAGCCCACAAAGGUGGAGAUGCCAAUGCCAAGGUUGCACCCUGCGAGGUCUACUAUGAGGCGCUUGACAUCUCAUCUCCUGUCGUUCUGGUGGGAGCUGGCAAGGAGUUGCCAACCAUUUGGGGCAACAGGCCUGAUGGCAUCGUCAUCUCGAGCUCAUCCUGUUGCGUGCUUCGACACUUGCGCCUUUGUGCCGAGCCCAAAGGCCACGCGAUCGCGGUGCGCUCAGCUAGCCCUUUGAUCGAAGACUGCGACGUCGUGGGCGCUGCGGGCGAAGCAGCGCGUGGCGCCCGUGCCGGCGUGGAUGUGCGUGGCCAUUCGCAGCCAGUCCUUCGUGGCUGUCGAAUCUAUGAUCAUUCAGGUGCAGGGGUUGCCUUCUCUCAGGCUGGUGGGAUGGUCGUCGCUUGUGACAUCGCCCGCUGUGCUUGCGGAGUUUGGCUGGAAGGCGGAGCGAAUCCAUUGAUUUGGCGCACCACUUUGGCCUCGCAUCGUGGUGCUGGUGUGGUUGUCCGGGCAGACGCUUCCGGCUGCGUGGUAGGCAACACCAUCCUGCGGAACGGAGCUGGAGGUCUCUUGGUGGAGUCCAACCGGAAGAACAUCACGACCAUCGUCAGGAACCGCGUUUGGGCCAACUGCGGGUGCGACCUGCGGCAAAGUCCAGCCAAGGGAGGUGGCUUAGAGGCUGGUAGCGCCCAUUCAGUGGUCUUGGCGAACACGGUGGGGCACUUCGAUAGCCCCUCAGCCAGUUGUGGCAUCGAGCUCUUGGCCAGUUGGCCCGAGACCGUCGUGACCACCUGGACCGAGCUCAAGCGCGCCCUGCGACGCUCUGGCGACUCGCCUGGUGGCGUGCCGCUGCCGGAGGGCACAUGGCGCGUGAUCCGGAUAUGUGGGCGAAUCCAAGUGGAGGAGCCUUUGCUUUUGGAUCGACCGGUUGUCCUUGCAGGCGAACCCGUGGAGGCCAUGCCAGGCGAAGCUCAGGGAGAACUAUCGAGUGCCAGUGGCUCUGUGGUGAUGGUGGACGCUGACGCCGCUGUGGUGUUUUGGAGGUUGACUUUGAGCUUGGCGCCUUCAGAGCCAGUCACUCAAAAGGCCAUGAGCUGCGUGGAGGUGUGCUCGGGCCGGCCGGUGCUCGUGGACUGCACGCUGAAGGCGGAGAGCACGGAAGAUGCCUCGUCCCAUGGCAUUUGGGCCAGUGUGGAUCCAUUGUGGUGGGCCGCACGGACCUCACGGGCAACGAUGCCGGCAGCGUGUGGCACACCGGUGGCGAAGCUUCUUCCAGUCCCAUUUUCUUGGACCAGUGCUCCCUGUCUGGCAGCGGCGGUGCCCAUACAGCGUCGCCCGCCGUAG